Homalodisca vitripennis (glassy-winged sharpshooter) is the source of this 1464-nucleotide messenger RNA. RefSeq lists its product as uncharacterized. The coding region runs from base 121 to 1005 and encodes 294 amino acids. Gene Ontology annotation, biological process: proteasome-mediated ubiquitin-dependent protein catabolic process; multicellular organism development. The record is from RefSeq and is a predicted model, not a curated record. The transcript has 4 exons. Gene Ontology annotation, molecular function: ubiquitin protein ligase activity; ubiquitin conjugating enzyme binding. Lineage: Eukaryota; Metazoa; Arthropoda; Insecta; Hemiptera; Cicadellidae. Gene Ontology annotation, cellular component: cytoplasm.
CUCACUUUGUUUGAAAAGAGAAAGAGAAGAGGGAUAAGUCUGAAGAGCCUGAAGUCUGAAGGAGGUUAAUAUUUUUUGGAAAGAAGACAACUGGUAUUAUAACUGACUUGGAAGAAAAUCAUGAGUAAUUUCUAUCAUGAGUUGGACGUGGAAACUGUAUUGCAAUGCCCUGUUUGUUUUGAACUUCCAUCAAAUGUAAUUUUUGUGUGCAAAGUUGGUCAUCAUAUGUGUGAAAAAUGUAGAAAGCGAUUAACAACAUGCCCAACUUGCCAGUCAGCUUUGACUUCUACUCGCAAUUUUCUUGCAGAAGCUCUGAUAUCAAAGUUUUCAAUAUUCAGGGGAGGUGGUGAUGCUCCAUUCAACAAUAACUCAUUGCCCGACAGUGGAGGUCAGAGAGUACAGCCAGACUCGAGUACAUCGGUGGUGGCUGAACUGCCAGAGAACCUCGGCCCAUUGCGACCCCUGCCCAUGUCUUCCGGCCUCUACACUUGUCUGCUUGAGUCCUGCCGCAACCGUGGUCCUAUCGCCAACGGUUGCCUCUACAAACACAUCGAGGUCGUCCAUGCUCACCUAUUUGAUAAAUUUCAGAACAAGGUGGCCACUUUUACACACAACUUCGAUAAUUUUUGCAAGAUGAAAGGCAGAGGCAAAUACCACAGGGCUUUUCACGUUUCCAACAUGGGGAUCUUUUAUCUGUGCUUAGAGAUUCUAGAGGAUGGCUACCUUAACUGCUGGCUCUCCGCACCCAUCCCACUGUCUAGAGCUAACUGUUUCCAGUACCAAAUCCAGUUUUCAAAAGAAAAUGAUGAUGCCAAAGUGACUUUUUCCAGCAAGAUGGGGUCCAAUCUACUAAAACCACAGUGGCUGUUUGAAAGAGGCCGGGUGAUGAUCAUUCCUCCAUCCGUCACCAAUCUCAACAUGGGCGAGUUUUUCUCUUUCAGUGUAAAGAUUGUCUACCGACCUCCCAAUCCCAUCCCUCCCACCCCUCUCACCACAACUUCAUGACAAAAGAAAGUUUUUGGUUUCAUUGCCAACACGCUAAAAUGUCAAUUAGGCCUUCUGAAUAGAAGUUUGAUAUCCUUGCAUUACAUCAGUGAUGUAUGAAUGUAAAUUUUAAGAUGUACUGUUUACCAUCGGCGAUUUUUAUUAUUUUAUUCAUUCUUUCCAUUACAUUAAGUUAAGAAGUGUCAUAGUUUUAAGUUUUCCAGUAAUUCGUGAAUAGAAAUAUUACUAAAUGGUUUCUAAAUGAAUGUUUUUAUUAAUUUGAUACAAUCUUUAACCAAAGUGUUUUGCACAACGAAAGACUCAAAAUAUUGAUAGUUGAUUAUACAUAUAUGUAAAGAGCUAGUCAAGGGAAUGUUUAUUUUUCUAAUCAUUGUUGUAUGAAUUGAAGCUCAAGAUUACAUUUUUAGUUUGUUGGUUGAAAAUUAAAAAUUGAUCUGAAUAAAAAUUUACAAAAAAUAA